This is a messenger RNA of Balaenoptera ricei (Rice's whale), 2192 nucleotides long. RefSeq names its product Meis homeobox 3 (gene MEIS3). Bases 544 to 1707 code for a protein of 387 amino acids. Lineage: Eukaryota; Metazoa; Chordata; Mammalia; Artiodactyla; Balaenopteridae. Gene Ontology annotation, biological process: positive regulation of cell population proliferation; brain development; animal organ morphogenesis. The record is from RefSeq and is a predicted model, not a curated record. The transcript is spliced from 13 exons. Gene Ontology annotation, molecular function: DNA-binding transcription activator activity, RNA polymerase II-specific; RNA polymerase II cis-regulatory region sequence-specific DNA binding.
GGAACUUCCGGAUGUGACCACAGAGAGAGGGAGAGACCGGGAGAGGGGGAGAAGGGGAGAGAGGGAGAGACGGAGCCGCCAGCAUCCCUCCGGCCCGCCACCGCCGGGACCCCGCACCGCGCGGGGAGCCGCCGCCCGCCGCCCGCCCCCCGGGCCGGGCCCCCUCGCGCCCCCCUCUCCCCCGCCUCUCGGUCUGUGGAUCUCGGGCUGGUUCCAUCCUCCCAGGACCCGGGGGAGGGACUGGGGGCCCCGGGGAGGGGGCCUCGGGCGGCCCUCCCCCGCCUUCUCGCCCCUGCCCUCGCUGGCAGGAGCCCCUAGCUGUGACCCCCGCGGGGGCAGGAGGCUGGGGGUCCAUGCUCGGAGCCUCCGCUCGGCCCGGCGCCUGCCGCUGACGGCGGUGGGGGUGGGGGGGCCGGGCACCCAGCCUCCUGCCCCACCCCCUGGCGUCGGCACCGCGGGCCAUCUGGGGCCGCUGCCCCUGGCUGCGCCCUCCCCGCCGGCCAGGCCCUGGAGGGACCCGGGAGCUGCCGCCGGCAUCAGCCCAUGGCCCGGAGGUACGAUGAGCUGCCCCACUACCCCGGCAUCGUGGACAGCACUGCAGCCCUGGCUGGCUUCUCGGAGGCAGUGCCCUCGGCACCGAGAGCCCCCGGGCCCUACGGCCCCCACCGGCCUCCCCAGCCCCCGCCCCUGGGCUUGGAUAGUGAUGGCCUGAGGAGGGAGAAGGAUGAGAUCUACGGACACCCACUCUUCCCGCUGCUGGCCCUGGUCUUUGAGAAAUGUGAACUGGCCACGUGUUCUCCCCGUGAUGGGGCUGGGACUGGGCUGGGCACACUCCCAGGCAGUGACGUUUGCUCCUCCGAUUCCUUCAACGAGGACAUUGCAGCCUUUGCCAAGCAGGUCCGCUCCGAGAGGCCUCUCUUCUCCUCCAACCCGGAGCUGGACAAUCUGAUGAUACAGGCCAUUCAAGUGCUCCGCUUCCACCUGCUGGAGCUGGAGAAGGUCCACGACCUGUGCGACAACUUCUGUCACCGCUACAUCACCUGCCUCAAGGGAAAGAUGCCCAUCGACCUGGUCAUCGAGGAUCGGGACGGCGGCUGCAGGGAGGAUCUCGACGACUACCCGGCCUCCUGCCCGAGCCUCCCAGAUCAGAAUACUACAUGGAUUAGAGACCAUGAAGACAGCGGGUCUGUACAUUUGGUGACCCUGGGUCCAUCCAGCGGGGGCCUGGCCUCCCAGAGUGGUGACAACUCCAGUGACCAAGCACAGCGUGCCUCUCCCUGCUCAGGAGAUGGGCUAGACACAAACGUGGCCUCUCCCAGUUCUGGGGGAGAGGACGAGGAGCUGGACCAGGAGCCGCGGCAGAACAAGAAGAGAGGCAUCUUCCCCAAGGUGGCCACCAACAUCAUGAGAGCCUGGUUGUUCCAGCACCUCUCGCACCCGUACCCCUCAGAAGAGCAGAAGAAGCAGCUGUCGCAGGACACGGGGCUCACCAUCCUGCAAGUCAACAACUGGUUCAUUAACGCCCGCAGACGCAUCGUGCAACCAAUGAUCGAUCAAUCCAACCGCACAGCAGGGCAGGGUGCAGCCUUCAGCCCAGAGGGCCAGCCCAUGGCGGGCUACACGGAGACUCAGCCGCAAGUGACUGUCAGGCCCCCAGGAUCAAUGGGGAUGAGUUUGAACUUAGAAGGAGAGUGGCAUUAUUUAUAGAGGCUGGAGUCAGGAGAAAUACCCCCACCUCUGGACUGUGGCUGCCAGGCUCAUACCUGCUUCUGGUCGACGCCUGGCCCUCUGGCUUCAGCACCCCACCUCCUAUGGCCCCCCAACUCAAUGCCUACCUCCCUGGGGCCCUGCCGGGACAUGAGGGGCCUGAGCGCCCACUCGAGGGUCUCUCAAGGACAAAGACAAGGCCUCCAGGCCCUGUGCCCCACUUCUGCCCUCACCUCUGCCUGGAACCCGAGCGGAGAUCCUGGGCCUGGGUGUUCAGAAGAUGGUGGCUGGGUACCCCCCCAACCCCUAGGACAGAGAAGGGAUUGGGGGUGGGCUGGGGCCAUCAGGGAAGGAGGGUCACCCAGAUCCGACAUUUAGAGAGGUUCCCUUCAUCCUCCCAGCCCACCCUCUUUCCCCCUCCCCCACCUCCCUCUUGUGUUGUCUUCUUUUUUUUUUAAGCAUAAAGUCUUAAAAACAAAAGGCCA